Messenger RNA from Gaeumannomyces tritici R3-111a-1, 541 nucleotides. RefSeq lists its product as hypothetical. NCBI's taxonomy places the organism in Eukaryota, Fungi, Ascomycota, Sordariomycetes, Magnaporthales, Magnaporthaceae. The coding region runs from base 1 to 333 and encodes 110 amino acids. The record is from RefSeq and is a predicted model, not a curated record. The transcript is spliced from 2 exons.
AUGUGUCAUGUCGCCUCCAAGGCGGCCGCCAUCCACCUGGGCCGCAACCUGGCCCUGGAGCUGGGCCCGCGCGGCAUCUCGGUCAACAACAUCGCGCCGGGCUUCUUCCCGUCCAAGAUGGCAGACGGCCUGCUGGAGCUGAGCGGGGGCGCGGCCGAGAUCGCGCGCCGGAACCCCAUGCGCCGCCUCGGCAGGCCCGAGGACAUCGCGGGGGUCGUCGUCUACCUGGCCAGCCGCGCGGGCGCCCACGUCAACGGCGCCACCAUUGCCAUAGAUGGCGGCGCCAUGUGGCAGCGGGGGGAGCUGCUGCUGGAGCCUGCUGCGAAGCUAUGAUUUUGUACGUUUUUGAGUGUUUGAUAUAUGGUCGGUCUCUGGGGCGAGAGCGAAUGUAAUCGAACUGUUGUAGGGUGGGAGCAAGGGUUCCUUCGCGCGUCUGCACUGCGUCAUAUCUAGGGUACAAUCCAUGUAUACAUCAACCAUCUCUGGCUCAGUGCCUCGAUCCACUAGCGUUUAUGCACCGCAACCUGCCUCCCUCCCUCCC